Messenger RNA from Ochotona princeps (American pika), 969 nucleotides. Its product is annotated as olfactory receptor 10A7-like. Gene Ontology annotation, molecular function: G protein-coupled receptor activity; olfactory receptor activity. Lineage: Eukaryota; Metazoa; Chordata; Mammalia; Lagomorpha; Ochotonidae. Bases 1 to 969 code for a protein of 322 amino acids. Gene Ontology annotation, biological process: G protein-coupled receptor signaling pathway. Gene Ontology annotation, cellular component: membrane. The transcript has a single exon. The record is from RefSeq and is a predicted model, not a curated record.
AUGUCCAUGCCCUGGGCAGCUCUGGCCUGGGCCAACCGGAGCUGGGCUGACGACUUCGUGCUGUUGGGCUUCGCGCACGUGCCCGCGCUGCGGCCGCUGCUCGCGCCCCUCUUUCUGGUGAUGUUCCUGCUCACGCUGCUGGGCAACGCCCUCAUCGCCACGCUCACCAGCCUGGAUCCGGCCCUGAGCGCGCCCAUGUACUUCUUCCUGCGACAACUGGCGCUGGUGGAAAUCUGCUUCUCGCUGGAUGUGGCGCCCCGCCUGCUGCUGAGCCUGCUGCGGCCCGGGAGCGGCGUGUCGCCCGCGGGCUGCGCCCUGCAGCUGCUCCUGGUGCUGUCUUGCGUCACGUCCGAGUGCUUCCUUCUUACUGUCAUGGCCUGGGACCGCUACGUGGCCAUCUGCAGGCCCCUGCGCUACAGCGCUGUCAUGAGCCCGCGCCUGUGCAACAUGCUGGCCGCCGCCUGCUGGGUGGCCGGAAUCCCCGUGGCGCUGGUCUUCACCGUGUGGCUCUUCAGUUUCCCCUUCUGCGGGCCCCGCGGUGUCCGGCACUUCUUCUGUGACAUUGCGCCCCUGCUGAGCCUCGUGUGCGCUGACACCAGGGUCUUCGAGACCAACGUGUUGGCGGCCACAGUGCUGGUCAUCAUGGUUCCCUUCUGCCUUAUCGCCACGUCCUACGGCAGGAUUCUGGUCACUGUUCUGCAGAUGCCAUCUGCCAGCGGGCGCCACAAGGCCCUGUCCACCUGUGCCUCCCACCUCUUUGUGGUGAUUUUGUUUUAUGGCACCACGGGGGUGAUACACUUGCAACCCAAGGCCAGCUACUCCCCGGAGAGCAAGCAGGUGGUGUCCCUGUCCUACACCCUGGUGACCCCCAUGCUCAACCCCCUCAUCUACAGUCUCCGGAACAAGGAGGUGAAGGCUGCCCUAGGGCGCAUGUGUUGUGGGCACCAGGGGAUUGGACCCCAUAAAUGA